Molecule: messenger RNA, 2016 nt
Organism: Ailuropoda melanoleuca (giant panda)
Lineage: Eukaryota; Metazoa; Chordata; Mammalia; Carnivora; Ursidae
Gene: CRYGS
Product: crystallin gamma S
Exons: 3
Coding region: 1385-1921 (178 amino acids)
Biological process (GO): lens development in camera-type eye; visual perception
Molecular function (GO): structural constituent of eye lens
Source: RefSeq, a predicted model, not a curated record
GAGAGAAUUCAAUAAAGAAACACUGGAGUAACAAGUAUGUUCUGGAAAUUGCUACUGGUUAAUGAAAUUAAUGGUAUUACUUACUUUCUUUCCAGUUUACCAAAUUUAGAAAGCUAAGCAGAUAACUUACUAAUUUGUUUCUCAGUCAUCUUCCUAUCAAGGCACAUUUACCAUUUUCUGAAUUGACUAUAAUAUAUCUUGGGGGCAUCCCAUUUGUUGGAGAGCUUAAUUAGUGAAACCAUGAGGAAGAUGGACUUUUAGAAAGGAUAUACUUGACCAAGAAAAAGAAAAUGGAGAAGGAUUGAUUUGUUGCUUCUUUGAAUUUACAUAAAAUGUAAUCUCAUUCCAAAAGUCAGAGGUGUAAUAGGUGCCAAGAAGUGUCCUCUGAACAGGUUCCCAUAGGAUAUCAUGGCAAAAAAAUGCCACCAAGCUGGCAGCACGUUGGGCUUAGCUCAACCUUGGCAGGACCGUAAUUCUCACGGUAGCUUUCUGUCUCUCAGGCUACAUUCUGUGUAGCCCUUUCUUGUGAAUUGUGUGUCCUGCAUGUGUGUCCUGAAAAAUUUUCAAACUUAAAGAACAGUUUCAAGAAUCUGAAUCCCCACAUACCCCUUGUCUAGAUUUACCACUUGCUAACAUGUCUUCACAUUCACUUUACCACUCCGGACAGCAGUAGUAUUUUCACUCAACAAUUUGAGUGUAGGUUGCAGACAUCUUAAAACUUUACUCCGAAAGACAUUAGCAUGCAUUUCCUAAAAAAUAAAGACAUUCUCCUAUGUAGUCAGAAUAUAAAUUACUAAAUUAAUUAAAUUCAGGAAAUUUCACAAUGGCGCCAUAUACAGUCUGGGUUAAAAUUUUUGCUAAUCCUCCGGAAAGUGUCUUUUGUAGUGACAUUUUCCAAAUAUAAGAUCAUGCAUUGUGUUUACUAGCCAUUAAAUUUUGUUGCUUUGGAAAUGUCACUUCUGUUCAGAAUUAGAGGGUGGUCUUUUGACUCUCCAGCAAGCUCUAUUGAAAUAAAAAGAAGACACUGGGGAUUUCAAGGUGGCGGCUUGCUAGAAAACCAAAUUGCCCAGGUAAGGCGGACUUUUUGUUUUUAACUUUGAAAACUUUGGCUGGGUUUUGGUGCCUUGACUCAGCAAAGUCUAUAAUGCAGCAAGGCUUGGUAAGCAUUAGAAGGGGUACUGAAGCUUUCCUUUAUUUCAUAAUCCCAAUUGUUUUUCUAGAAACCAUCAAUAGCCUCUAAAUGACUGACUCAAUUUUUGGAUCCUAUUCUCAUGACUAAGCAAAUGUUUGAUUUGAAACCAGCCCAGUAUAAAUGUCUCUGUGCCUCUAACUCUCUGUAGCUAUUCCGGAUUCCAGCACUGGGGAAACCAACCUAUGCACCAAAAUGUCUAAGUCUGGAACCAAGAUCACUUUCUAUGAGGACAAGCACUUUCAGGGCCGCCACUAUGAGUGUGACUGCGACUGCGCAGAUUUCCACAUGUACCUGAGUCGCUGCAACUCCAUUCGAGUGGAAGGAGGCACCUGGGCCGUGUACGAAAGGCCCAACUUCGCGGGCUACAUGUACAUCCUACCUCGGGGCGAGUACCCCGAGUACCAGCACUGGAUGGGCCUCAACGACCGCCUCAGCUCCUGCCGAGCUGUUCACCUGUCUAGUGGAGGCCAGUAUAAGAUUCAGAUCUUUGAGAAAGGAGAUUUUAACGGUCAGAUGUACGAAACCACUGAAGAUUGCCCUUCCAUCAUGGAGCAAUUUCACAUGCGAGAGGUCCACUCCAGUAAGGUGCUGGACGGAGUUUGGAUUUUCUACGAGCUGCCCAACUACCGUGGCAGGCAGUACCUCCUGGACAAGAAGGAGUACCGGAAGCCCAUCGACUGGGGUGCAGCUUCCCCAGCUGUGCAGUCUUUCCGACGCAUCGUGGAGUAAUGAUGUCGAUGGGGCCACGAGUUUCUUCCUGGGGGCUACAUGCUGGCUGGCUUUGUCAUCCAAAUAGGCGUCCUAAAUAAAACAACUGGCAUGCA